CGCACCGCGACGACGGCGGUGCGCGAAACGCUCGGCAAUCGCACGGCGCCCGCCCCCGGCGAAAUGGGCGUGACUGGCGUGGCCGGAGUGGCUGGCGGCCUGGGAACGGUGGGGGGCGGAGGAGCGGCCGGAGGAGCGGGCGGAGCGGGUGGAUCAGGAGGCAGCACCUUCAUGCUGCUGCUCGAAAACUUUAACGAUUAUUUCCCCAACUAUAAUGGGAGUACGGUUUCGGGGACUACGACGAUGGCGCCGGGCGUGGUGGGCGGCGUGGUGGGCACGGCCAGCGGGAGCGGCAGCGGCCUGCUGCUGGAGCAGAACCUGACCGGCCUGUUCCUCGACGGCUACCGGCAAAACUGUACCAACGAGACGCUCAACCUGACCGACUCCUGCGUCGAGCUGAGAGUGGUGGACCACAACUACUGGGCGCUCAUCCUGAUUCUGUUCCCCAUCCUGACCCUCUUCGGCAACAUCCUGGUCAUCCUGUCCGUGUGCCGCGAGCGCUCGCUGCAGACAGUCACGAAUUAUUUUAUAGUCUCGUUGGCCAUCGCCGAUCUCCUGGUGGCCGUGGUCGUAAUGCCGUUUGCUGUCUACUUUCUGGUAAAUGGAGUCUGGGCCCUGCCUGAUGUCGUUUGUGAUUUUUAUAUAGCCAUGGAUGUGAUAUGCUCUACUUCAUCGAUAUUCAACUUAGUUGCCAUCUCCAUAGACAGAUACAUCGCUGUGACACAGCCAAUAAAGUACGCCAAGCACAAAAAUAGCCGCCGCGUUUGCCUUACGAUACUGCUGGUGUGGGCCAUUUCGGCAGCCAUCGGCUCGCCGAUAGUUCUGGGCCUCAACAACACGCCCAACCGCGAGCCGGAUGUGUGCGCCUUCUACAACGCCGACUUCAUACUCUACUCCUCGCUGAGCAGCUUCUACAUACCCUGCAUCAUCAUGGUGUUUCUCUACUGGAACAUUUUCAAGGCGCUGAGGAGUCGGGCGCGGAAGCAGCGGGCGGCCAGAAAGCCACACCUCUCGGAACUGACGGGCGGCAGCGUCAUCGAGAACAUCGCCCAGACCCGUCGGCUGGCGGAGACGGCCCUGGACAGCAGUCGGCACGCCAGCAGGAUCCUGCCGGACGAGGCGGCCACCAACACGGCCAGCGGCUCCAACGAGGAGGAGGACGAGAACGCCAUCUCGCCGGACAUCGACGACUGCCACGUCAUCGUGAACGACAAGUCUACCGAGUUCAUGCUGGCCACCGUCGUCGAGGAGACGGGCAACAGCGUUGUGGCCCAGAUCACCACUCAGCCGCAGCUGGUCGUCGCCGAUCCGAAUGGUAAUCAUGAUUCUGGUUAUGCAGCCUCAAACGUUGACGAUGUCCUUGCAGGCGUGGCGCCCGCCUCCGCCUCUGCCGCCACAUCCGCAGCUCCGCGGAGCAGCGGCUCGCCGCCGGACAGUCCGCUGCCCAGUGGCGCCACCCUCCAGCGGUCCAGCGUCAGCAGCCAGCGGCGCACCGCCGCCGACGACUCGCCGAAGCGCGGCGAGCCGGCCCUCAGGUCAGUCGGGGUCGAUAACUCCAGCGUCGCCAUGAAGCCAUUGUCCUUUGUCCGCUACGGGGUGCAGGAGGCCAUGACUUUGGCACGCAACGACUCAACGCUAUCGACUACAUCGAAAACGUCCUCGCGUAAGGAUAAGAAGAACUCGCAGGCGUCAAGAUUCACGAUAUACAAGGUGCACAAGGCCUCGAAAAAGAAACGCGAAAAAUCGUCGGCCAAAAAGGAACGCAAGGCCACCAAGACACUGGCCAUUGUUUUGGGUGUCUUCCUGUUCUGCUGGCUGCCGUUCUUCAGCUGCAACAUCAUGGACGCCAUGUGCGCCAAGUUCAAGAAAGACUGCCGACCGGGGCUCACGGCCUACAUGAUGACCACCUGGCUGGGCUACAUCAACAGCUUCGUGAACCCGGUGAUCUACACGAUAUUCAACCCCGAGUUUCGCAAGGCCUUCAAGAAGAUCAUGCACAUGGGGUGAUUGAAAACGCCGAGCAGAUCAACAGCAACAGUAACAGCAAUCAUGCGAACAGCAAUAGCAAAUGGAUGGAUUGGAAUGGAAUUGAGGGAUUGGAUGGGCAAAGUGUGCCAAAUGCAAGCCAUCGAUGCACAAGAGGUCUCAACUGGCAUCCGACAUUGGGCUUAGCCUUAAGCUUAAGUUUCGUUUCGUUUCGUUCGUUGGGCUCUCCACUAGCGUUAAGGAUCAGCUACUUAUGUAAAUAGAUCUGUAUAUACCUCUAAUCGGAUAGGCCUAUAUUUGGAGUGGAGCGGAUUACAAGCUGUAGGCUAGGUACAAUUUUAAACAAUUACUUUAAGCGAACCCCAAACUAGCGAUGUAGUCAACACACGAGACACGACCCACAGCAAACACAAGCGAUUAGCAUUCCCGAGUAGCCGUAAGAUUCGCUUUAACAGGAUAACGUAGUGUUUUUUGAGGGCUGCCCUUCCCCCCAAAACCUAUCACAUAUCACGGGCAGCCAGCUAUCCCCACCCCACCACAGCACACAGAACCCUUCCGACUCCUCCGAUUCCCAGCAUAUGAUUAAGAGGUAAGAGUGUGAAAGAAAUUCAUAUCCUUAGACGGGCCGACUUGCAGCUGACCCUUUGGGCUGGUUGCUUAAUGCCGAUGUUGCAUGUUACAUGUUCUCGGUGCAUAGAGUUAGUUAGUUAUCAAUAUGCUAAGGUAGCAAGCGGGGCCUCGAGGUCAGCGGCUCCCCCACCGACACAUCACAGUCGAAUGGUCCACGUUGGUUGAUCUCCGGUGAAGUACUAUACGACUUGCACACACACACACACCACACACACACACACAUAGACACGAGCAGACACCAUAAAUCAAAUGAGCCCCACAAAUGAACACAAUAUCGAGGGGCGCUGACCCCGAUGCCAUCCCCGCUUACAGGGCACUUUUUCAGUUGGACUCUGAGUUCGUGUAAGUACUAUAUAGGAGCAUUUAAAACAUUUAAAGGUCGUACCUAGGCUAGUCACCUAAACUAGAGAGUAUGUGUAUGUUCAUUAACCAGAUGUAUCAGAUAGUACCAAGGGGGUUAGCAGUAUGGGGAUGGGGAUGGGGAUGGGGACUGGGAUUGCCUGGAUGCAUAGCACCAUCCUCCAGGAGAAUCAGGGUAUCUGGCGCAGAGGCUACCACGUUGCUAGAAGCAAUAGCAGAGCUACCUACCAUAGCAGAUGUACUCAUUGGUGUAAGCGUACGUGUAUAGUGAAAUAUCAAAACUGAGUUUUGAAACACGGACCAAAGCAUUCCACCUGCCGCGCAGGAUAGUUGGACUGAGAUUUCCCCGACUACCGCAGGCGGGGAGUGAAGGCGUUUGGUCCCUGCUUUCAACAGCCGUCCUCUUAACUGUUUCUAUGUGACAAAUAAUUGAUAGGUAAUUACUCCUAUGUGUGUAGUAGUUUGUAAAACGAUUCCAUUUAUAAUACGCCCUAAGCUCGGACUUAGUGUACUUAGGCGUAAACGGUGCCCAGCUCACAUUUCCAUUGGAACACCGUAGGAAACUCGAGGUCGAGGCCAAGCUCAACUGUUUUUAUACUUUCCUAUAAACUCCAAUGCAUAUACGCGAGUAUUUCGGUGUGCGUGUAUUUGAGUGAGUGUGUGGGUGAGUGCUUUUUUUUCGGCUAGACUAGAGUUUUAGAGGGUAAGGCUAGGCUAAGACUACGGAAACAGUUUAACUUUCAGAUCAGUGCAAAAUGCUCCUAAGUUAAGUUCUUCCAAAGAAAACGCUUAUUAAUUAUAGCUAAUUGGUAAAUUUGCAACUUGAACUAACUAUUGAUACGUACACCACACAUACACACACACACACACACACACACACACACACACACACACACACGAUUACUGUUGAUUUAUCGAAAUUGUAGCCUGAGUUUCCAAGUCGUUGAAUUGUUGUCUGUUAUCGUUAAUUUGUGAAUGAUAUAGCAUACUCUUAAGGAUCCUCCGUGGCGAGGUCUCUCUACCGAAAAAGCAUAUAUACGAGUUUGUAAAAUAACUGAAAUGGACAUGGAUACGGAAAAACUGAAAUGAAAAUGAAAAUGAAAAUGAAAACUAUUUUAAUGAAAUGGGAAAAUUUGUUUUUUUUUUCUAGAAAAUUAUGAGAGUUAUUUACUAAAUGAACCGUAGGGUAAGCUCUAAGAAAAGCAAACUAUUUCAAAAAUAAUUAUCAUAGCUUACGGAAAUAAUAAUAGCGAAUAACAACAAUAAAGUAAUGAAACCAAAAAGGAUGCGGAGCGGCCUAGACUGCGUCAGCAUAAGAAUACAUAAAAUAAAUAAAGCAAAACUGAAAAUAUUUCAAGGCAAAACCCAUCGCAAACUUUUUAUUUCGAUGGGAGAAAGUUUUGGUUCGGGGGUU
Molecule: messenger RNA, 4390 nt
Organism: Drosophila gunungcola (fruit fly)
Lineage: Eukaryota; Metazoa; Arthropoda; Insecta; Diptera; Drosophilidae
Product: dopamine D2-like receptor
Exons: 9
Coding region: 64-2007 (647 amino acids)
Biological process (GO): adenylate cyclase-activating adrenergic receptor signaling pathway
Cellular component (GO): membrane
Molecular function (GO): dopamine neurotransmitter receptor activity, coupled via Gi/Go; G protein-coupled receptor activity
Source: RefSeq, a predicted model, not a curated record